This is a messenger RNA of Heterobasidion irregulare TC 32-1, 2592 nucleotides long. RefSeq lists its product as uncharacterized. Bases 1 to 2592 code for a protein of 863 amino acids. The record is from RefSeq and is a predicted model, not a curated record. The transcript is spliced from 2 exons. NCBI's taxonomy places the organism in Eukaryota, Fungi, Basidiomycota, Agaricomycetes, Russulales, Bondarzewiaceae.
AUGGCCUCCUCGUCCCGACGCGUCCCGGCCUCAUCCAGCCCCGCGGCUGCCACCCGACGCGCCCCGCCCAGCGACGUCUUCAAGCCCAACCUCCCGCUCGACCCCUUCGCCGGCCUCGACUACAGACACCGCCCGCCCCUCCUCGUCCCCCGCGACACCUUCCUCGCCGCCGCCGCGUGCCCUCCACGACGCGACGUCGUCCUCGUCCUCGGAGCGCCCACCGCACAAGACCUCCACCCGCUCCUCCACUCCCCCCAGCUCUCCGAAUCCCUCCUCGUCCUCGCCACCCCCGAUCCGUCCCCCCUCGCCGCCGCGCUCUCCCUCCUCGACCCCCCGCACCCCGCCAUCCGCAUCCUCCGCCUCCCCACCGCCCUCGCCCUCGACCAGGGCAACGCCCUCCGCCUCGUCCGCGUCCUCGAAUCCGCAGAGCGCAUCGCCCGCGCGUGGCGCGCCUUCGGCGGCUCCGGCGUCCGCGAGCUCGACCACACCGACGACGCCGCCCCCGCCGACGCCGCGUCCCUCUCCGCCGCCCUCCUCGUCCCCUCCCUCUACCCGCCCCGCAACGCCCAGAGCACCCCGCCCUCCCCCGCGCCCUCCACCCUCCGCCUCGACCUCUCCCUCUCGCACUCGCACACGCCCACCCCGCUCCCCUCCUCCUCCGCCUCCUCCUUCACCUCCUUCCGCCGCCACCGCGCCCGCACCGCCGCCUCCUCCCCCACACGCACGCCCCCGCUCCCGCCCCCGGACCCCACCCAGCGCGCGUUCGACGCCCUCGUCCACUUCCUCCCGCCCGACGCACCCGACACCUCCCUCCUCAAGCACACCGUCCUCGUCACCACCCUCGCCCGCGCCUUCCUCGUCCCCGCCAUCCCCGCCGCCCUCGCCCGCACACGCGCACGCGCACGCCCCCGCGCCCCGCGCUCGCAGCAGCAGCAGCCCCGCCCCAAGUCCCUCCUCGCGCGCCUCUCCUCGCGCGCGCUCGCCUCCCGCUUCUCCGCCUCCGCGCCCGUGCCUGCGUCCGCGAGCCACGACACGCUCCCGAGCACCUCCCUCGGCUCCGCGCUCUCCCUCCUCAGCCCCAGCCCCAGCACUAGCCCCAGCCCCAGCCCCAGCCCCAGCCCCAGCCCGGACGCCUCCGCCUCCUCGCCCCCCACGCCCAAACCCCACGUCCUACACGUCCUCCCGCGCGCCUCGGCCGCAUACGCCAGCGCCCUCGGCCCCCCGCCGAAGCUCGUCCAGACGCUCGAGUCCUUCCUGCUCGCCUUUGCCUUUCCCAUGCCCCUGCCCCUGCCCACGUCCACGAACAUGAACGUGUCCCUGGCGCUCACAAGCGCGGGCGCAGGCCCAGGCUCAGGCUCCCGCGCGAGCCUCGCCCCGCAGAACGCGCAGGUGGACCCGCGCGAGCAGCCGAGCGCGUUCCUCCUCCCCGCGCGCGCCCUCGCCGAGCACGUGCGCGCACGUGCCGCAGCCAAUGCCGCUACCAAUGCCGCCGACGACGAUGCCGCCGCCGCGCCGCCGCGGCAGUGGACGCUCGCGGACGCGGUGCUCGCCGGGUGCCUCGACCGCGCGAACGACCCCGCGAGCGACCGUGUGCCGCGCGCGUACGUCGCGAGCGCCGCGGACGUCGUCGUGCCCGCGCCGCCGGAUGCGUCGCGGUCGCGGUCGGGUGCGCCCGAGGCUUCGUACUCGCGCGGACGGGAGCCUGUGCCUGCGCCCUCUCUGGCUCCGGCUCCGGCUCUGGCUCUGGCUCGGCUUGGUCUAGAGGAGGCUCAGCAGCAGCAGCAGAAAAAACAGCCCCCGCCGUCGGCGUUCCAGCAGAAGCCGCAUCACGCGCUCAAGGCGCACAGGGCGCGCAGGGCGAAGGACAGGGCCGCGCGCGCGGCCGCCGUGCAGGCGCAGGAGCCGAGUGCGGGUGCGGGUGCGGGUGCGGGCGAGGGUGAGGGCGCGGGUGCGGGUGCGAGUGUGGGUGUGGGUGUGGGUCCGGGGGUGCACAGGACGGUGUCGGCUGCGUCGGCGUAUGCGCGCGCGUACCAGCAGCAGCGCGAAGAGGAGGAACGACGGCGCCCUCGAGCCGGGGAGACCCGCCGUACAACACCGCGCGAGCGCAGUAUCAGCAUCGGCAGCACCACCGCCACCGCCGCCGCCGCCGCUGCCGCCGCCGCCGCCUCCGUUACCGCUAGAGAGCGCACGCGCAGCCACGGCGAGCGCGCGAGCUCGCUCUCUGCGCCGUCUGUGCCGUCCGCUUCGUAUUCGCCGCAGCGGCCGCGGCAUGCGUCGCACCAGCACCAGCACCAGCACCAGCACCAGCACCAGCAGCAGCAGCAGCAGCACGCGGCGCACCUCGCGCACGCGAAGCAGCUCCCGACGCCGCCCGAGUCGGACGAGUCGAGCGUCGGCGCGAGUUUGAGGCCUAUCGGUAUGGGCGCGGGCGCGGGCGCGGGCGUGUACCCGAGUCCGAGUCCGAGCCCGGAUGAGGGUGGGUAUGCGCUUGCGCAGGGGACGUCUGUAGGGGUCGUGCAGGCCCACGGCGGAGGCGGAGGGGAGGCAAAGCGGAGGAGGGGGUGGAAGUUCUGGAAGAGCGCGGGGCGGUGA